GGUCUCAUUUCUUGUGAAAUCGUCAGUCUGUCUGUCCCACUGCAGCAGAAAUGGCAGAAGCAAAUAUUCUUGUAGCACAUGACCAGUUUAGCUGUUCAGUGUGUCUGGAGCUAUUGAAGGACCCAGUCGCUAUUCCAUGUGGGCACAGUUACUGUAUGGGGUGUAUUAAGAACUGCUGGGAUGAGACUGAUCAUACAGGUGUCUACAGCUGCCCCCAGUGCAGAGAGACCUUUACCCCAAGGCCUGUUCUGCGCAGAAACACCAUGCUGGCUGAAGUCGUGGAGGAAUUAAAGAAGACAGGACUCAAUCCUCCUCCUGCUCAAAGUUAUGCUGGACCUGGAGAUGUGCCGUGUGAUUUCUGCACUGGGAGAAAGUUCAAAGCUGUGAAAUCCUGUUUGACGUGCCUGGCCUCUUACUGUGAAACACACGUCAAGCCACACUAUGAGGGGGCUGCUUUCAAGAGGCACAAGCUGGUCAAUGCAACUGGAAAUCUGGAGCAGAAGCUUUGUGCUGAACACCAAAAGGUUUUGGAGGUCUUCUGUAGAACCGAUCAGAUGUGUAUUUGCUUGUUGUGUACACAAGAUAAACACAAGAGCCACGAUACAGUCUCAGCUGAGAAAGAAAGGACUGGGAAACAGAAGCAGCUGGGAGAGACACAGAGAGAAAUACAGCAGAGAAUCCAGGAGAGACUGAAAGAAGUGAAGGAGCUCAAACAGGCUGUGGAGUCACUGAAAAGAUCUGCAUGCAUAGAAAUAAAGGAAAGUGAGAAGAUCUUUACUGAGCUGAUCCGAUCCAUUGAGAAGAUCCACACUGAGGUUAUUGAGCUGAUUGGAGCUAACGAGAAGGCUGCAGUGAAUCAGGCUGAAGGACGCAUGAAGAAACUGGAGCAGGAGAUUGCUGAGCUAAGGAGGAGAAAUGCUGAGCUGAAACAGCUUUCAGAGACAGAGGAUCACAUCCAUUUUCUACAGAAUUUCCAGUCUCUCUGUGCCCCUCCUGAAGCUGGAGACUUACCCAGCGUUACUGUCAAUACAGACAUCUCUUUUGGGGCCGUGAGGAAAGCUGUAUCUGAACUUAAAGACCAUAUUGAGGACUUCUGCAAGGGGGAAUUAGUCAAAAUAAGCACAACAGUGAAUGAAGUUGCAGUUUACAGUCUGCAGGCUCCAGAGCCAAGGAACAGAGCUGAGUUUUUAAAAUAUUCCUGUCAGCUCACACUGGACCCCAACACAGUGCAUAGAGAGCUCAGUCUGUCUGAAGGGAACAGAAAGGUGACACGGAGGAGAGAGACCCAGCGAUGUGCUGAUCACCCAGAGAGAUUUGACAGCUGGGCCCAAGUGCUUUGCAGAGAGGGUUUGUCUGGGACUCGCUGUUACUGGGAGAUUGAGUGGAGUGGGGGAGGGGCUUCUAUAGGAGUCACAUAUAAAGGAAUCAGCA
Molecule: messenger RNA, 1431 nt
Organism: Polyodon spathula (Mississippi paddlefish)
Lineage: Eukaryota; Metazoa; Chordata; Actinopteri; Acipenseriformes; Polyodontidae
Product: tripartite motif-containing protein 16-like
Exons: 6
Molecular function (GO): zinc ion binding
Source: RefSeq, a predicted model, not a curated record